Messenger RNA from Musa acuminata AAA Group (dessert banana), 2157 nucleotides. RefSeq names its product type I inositol polyphosphate 5-phosphatase 2. The record is from RefSeq and is a predicted model, not a curated record. The transcript is spliced from 10 exons. The coding region runs from base 212 to 1852 and encodes 546 amino acids. NCBI's taxonomy places the organism in Eukaryota, Viridiplantae, Streptophyta, Magnoliopsida, Zingiberales, Musaceae. Gene Ontology annotation, molecular function: phosphatidylinositol-4,5-bisphosphate 5-phosphatase activity; inositol-polyphosphate 5-phosphatase activity; phosphatidylinositol-3,4,5-trisphosphate 5-phosphatase activity. Gene Ontology annotation, biological process: phosphatidylinositol dephosphorylation.
GAGAGAGAGAGAGAGAGCGAAUCGCUUUAUGGAGAACCUUGUGGUCCUACGCUAAUUAGCUUCCUGCCUCGAGCAUCGAUUCAAGCUCAUCGCGGCCCCGAAGACUCUUCCCCAAGGAAAUAGCUCUCGGUCGUCAUGUGUUUGCUUUAAUGCUGCAAGUGGAUUCCUACUCCUGAGACCUGAAUCCCGGUUGCAGAAGAGAAGGAAGACCAUGAGAACCAGGAAAGGCAGGCGCUCCGAGUCCUUUUGGCCCUCAAUCGUGAUGAGGAAGUGGCUCAACAUCAAGCCAAAGGUGCACGAAUUCAGCGAGGACGAGGCCGAUACAGAGAGCAGCGAUGAUGAUGAUGAUGCAAGAUUCUCCUAUACAAUUCCAUUUCCCGGAACACUCCUAAGCAAGAACGAGUGCAGAACUCAAGCCUCAGAAACAAGGGUCACCUUGUCAAGACUUCGAAGAAGGAAAUCGGAAACCCUGCGAGUUAACUACAUCACCAACAAAGAUGUGAGGGUGAUGAUUGGCACAUGGAAUGUCGCGGGAAGGCUCCCUUUGCAGGAUCUUGAGCUUGAUGAGUGGCUUGAUACUGAUCAACCUGCUGAUAUGUAUGUUCUUGGUUUCCAGGAAGUAGUCCCUUUGAAUGCUGGGAAUGUUCUUGGAGCUGAGGACAACAGGCCAAUCCAAGAAUGGGAAGCAAUCAUAAGAAGAACACUCAACAAAUCUUCGCAGCCGAAGACACUCUGCAAGAGCUACACUGCUCCUCCCUCGCCUGCAUCCAUCUCAUCUCCUACUGAUCCCCACACCGAUGGAACACAAGAAGAAGAACGAACCGAUCGGACUAGCUUGCUCAAGGGAUUCGAGUUAGAUUGGCCUGAGCAUUCGUUUGAUGCACCACAGCAAGUGUUGGUCUCCGGUAAGAGACUGAGGAGGGUGUUGAGCAGUACUGCUAGAAGUGGAGUGGAAGAAGCUCAGGUUUACGCAGGACUGAGAAGAGUGUGUCAAAGCUCAGGGAAUCUAGGAAUGAUCUGGCCGGAGCAGCAAGAAGCAUCUGAUGUGCUGGAUUCGAUCGACGACAUGUCGAAGCCAAGCUCACGAUACUUCCGCGUCGUCAGCAAGCAGAUGGUGGGCGUUUACGUCUCGGUUUGGGUCUGCAGUAGGCUGCGCCGCCAUGUCAACAACCUGAAGGUUUCCCCCGUCGGCGUUGGACUCAUGGGCUACAUGGGCAACAAGGGAUCGGUUUCUGUCAGCAUGACGCUCUUCCAAUCGCGCUUGUGCUUCGUCUGCUCUCACCUGACGUCCGGCCACACGGAGGCGGAUCAGCACAAGCGCAACUCCGACGUCCAUGACAUCCUCCAUCGCACGAGUUUCGCUUCCCUGGACGCUGCUGACCAUCCACAGACGAUUCCCUCGCACGAUCGCAUCUUCUGGUUCGGGGACUUGAAUUAUCGCCUCAACAUGCCUGAUGCUGAGAUAAGAGCAUUAGUCGCCGGGAGGUGUUGGGAUGAGCUGAUGAACUUUGAUCAGCUGAGCAAUGAGCUAAGAGGCGGCCACAUAUUUGAUGGGUGGAAGGAAGGGCUCAUUGCUUUUCCUCCUACUUACAAGUAUGAGAUGAAUUCUGACAGAUACGUCGGAGAAAUUGCCAGAGAAGGGGAGAAGAGGAGAUCACCAGCAUGGUGCGAUCGGAUUCUGUUUCUGGGAAAGGGAAUCAAACAGGUAUCUUACGGGAGAUCUGAGCUAAAUCUAUCCGAUCAUCGCCCGGUAAGCUCUGUGUUUAUGGUUGAAGUUGAAGUGCUCGAUCAGCGAAAACUGGAAAGGGUGCUAAACUUCACCAACGCUGGAUUGCUGCCGGAAGAGAUCUAAAAAGCUUGUAGAUUGGAUUUACCUUCGACUCAUCACUGCCGCUCCACAUUUCCGAGAUGGACAGGCAGUUCUUGAAAUCGAAUCUCGGAGGAAAUUGGACUGAUCCGACAGCGUGGGAUGCCGAAAGUGCAGUGAUUGUAAAGUGCGUCUGUGGAAGUAUUCAAUCAAGAAGAUAGAUCACAGCAUAAAUCAAUUCUCAAAAUGGAAAUUGUUAUGUUGAAAUUAUGUUUGGUAAUAAUGAUUGAGAUGGAACGAACAGAUAAAUAAGUAAACUAUUUCUGUGAAGGAUACGUCAAUUUGAUUUA